UUCGAGCGUGCGAUUUUUGUAAAGAAUUAAAAACUCGAUUAAUUAACAUACUUAUGCUAAUAUUUAACUUUUUAGUGAAAAGAUAUAGAUAUUCAAUAGCUGCUCAACAACUGAAUUUAAUCAUGGGACGUGAUCAUCAAAAGUUUCAUAAUAAACAUCGAUUUAAUAAAAAUAAAGGAAAUUUCAAUCAAAAUUAUGAUAAAUCAUGGCAAACAGAUAAGCGAUUGCUAGAAUGUGAUGUUGGCAUAGUUAAGUAUAUAUCAGAUAUUGAAGGAUUUCAUGGAAUUAUUAAGGCUAGAUUUUCCGAUUUUCAUGUCAAUGAAAUUGAUUUGGAUGGCAAGGAAGCAACUUUAACUGACUUUGCUGUGCCUCAACUAUCUGAUUUUGAAGUUCCAACAGAUAAUACAGUAAAUAUUAAAGAAUUUCUGGAUGAUGAAAAAGCAAAAGAAAUUGAAGAACUAAUAAACAAUGAAGAUUACCACAAGUCUGUAUUAAUUGAAGUCACUGAUUUUGAUAAAGAUCGUCGCAGUUCAUUGCAUCAAGCUCUUAGAAAAGUAUAUGGAAAGAAAUUAUCGAAUAAUACAAUAUCAACGGGAACUGACAGAAAAUUCAUUCAAGUUAAGAAGUUCUCUAAAGGUGAUCAGGAUGUUAGGGGAUGGAAAUGGCCUCACGAAUUCACAUACUUUGUUCUGUAUAAAGAGAAUCUUGACACAAUGCAAGCUGUAUCACUUCUUGCUAAAAACCUGAAGAUUAAAUCAUCAUUAUUGUCAUUUGCUGGAACUAAGGAUAAGCGAGCUAAAACAACCCAAUGGGUCUGUGCCAAGAAAGUGGAACCGUCAAAAAUUUGUCAGGCAUCUUGUCGCAUAAAAGUUGGAGGUAAAGUUAAAGUAGGAAACUUUAAAUUCAAUAAAAAACCUUUAAAACUUGGAGAAUUGUCAGCAAAUCGAUUCCAAAUUGCCUUAAGAUCAGUUAAAGGAGAAGAACUUUUAAUGACAGAAUCACUUAAAUCCAUUCAAGAGCUAGGCUUUAUCAAUUAUUAUGGAAUGCAGCGAUUUGGAAACUGUAUUACAAUUCCUACAUUUGAAGUUGGCAAAGCUCUACUUCGUUCUGACUUUAAGGAAGCUGUAGAUUUAAUUUUAAAGGAACGCGAAGGUGAACCACCUUUUAUGGCUAAAAUGAGAGCUUGCUGGAAAGAAACGCGAGAUGCACAGAAAGCUUUAAAAAUGAUUGAUAAUCAACAUUCAACAUAUGUUGAAGCUAAACUUUUAAGUUCUUUGGUAAAGCUAAAUAGCAAUGGAAACUAUAAUUACCUUCAAGCACUUCAAACACUUCCAAAAAAUAUGUUGAUGCUUUAUACUCAUGCAUAUCAAUCAUUAAUCUUUAAUCAAGUAGUUUCAAAGCGACGUGAAUUAGGGCUUUCAGUUCUCGAAGGUGAUUUAGUCUUUCGUGAUGCCACUAAUGUUGUUGAGCAAGAAACAGUCAUAAUUGAGGACAUAACUGAAGAUGAUAAUGACAAAGAAAUAGAAAUAGUUGAACCUGAAUCUAAAUUCAAGGAAAUGGUACGACCAUUGACGAAAGAAGACGUUGAAAGUGGAAAAUAUAGCAUUUUUGAUAUCGUUCUUGUAUUGCCGGGUCAUGACAUAACAUAUCCAUCAAAUGCUAUUGGAGAUUAUUAUACAGAACUGAUGAAUAAAGAUGACCUAUCUUCUGAAAAAUUGAAAAGCAAGCACAAGAUGUUCUCAUUAUGCGGAGCUUAUCGAAAAGCAUUUGUUAAGCCACAGAAAUUCUCAUGGAAAUUUUUAAAAUACGCCGAUCAAAAUGACGAUUUAAUCCUUUCUGAUUAUUCAAGAAUGAUGAAAGACCCAGAAAUCGAAUCAAAUAAAGAUGGCCAAAAUACAGCCCUUAUUUUGGACUUUAGUUUACCUACAUCUUGCUAUGCUACAAUGUUAUUACGAGAAUUAUUAAAAUCCGACACUUCAUCUGCCAAUCAGAUGCUGUUACAAAAAGAACUGACGUCGGCUAAUGAGACUGAAAGUUCAAAAAGGAAAAUUGAAGACACUGAUAUAGUUGAGGAUGAGCCAAGUUUAAAGAAGAUUGCUACAGAAGCAGCAACAAAUUGAAUUAUGUUUUAAAAUAUGAAAAUAAAAAAGAGUACAAUAAUAAAUCAUUGUCAUUACAAAUUCAUUACAUUAA
Chironomus riparius is the source of this 2193-nucleotide messenger RNA. The record is from the annotation of a GenBank genome assembly. NCBI's taxonomy places the organism in Eukaryota, Metazoa, Arthropoda, Insecta, Diptera, Chironomidae.